Cryptomeria japonica (Japanese cedar) is the source of this 2231-nucleotide messenger RNA. RefSeq lists its product as uncharacterized. Gene Ontology annotation, molecular function: NAD+ poly-ADP-ribosyltransferase activity. The record is from RefSeq and is a predicted model, not a curated record. Bases 1 to 2091 code for a protein of 696 amino acids. The transcript is spliced from 3 exons. Lineage: Eukaryota; Viridiplantae; Streptophyta; Pinopsida; Cupressales; Cupressaceae.
AUGGAAGGAGAAAUCAAUUCCUGGAUGAUCCAGAACAAAGAAAUUGCAGCAGAACUUGGCAUGAAAAUUGAAGCUGUUGAGACAGAGUCUAUUAAUGUUAGGAUAGGAGGGUCUAUCAUACAGAUGGUUAUACCCUCUACUUCACAAGAUUCCUUUCUGGCUAUAUUUUUAGACCCAGAGGAAGGAGAUGAGACCUUCACUGAAACUCUUUUUGACUUGAAUGAGAAACUUGAGCGAAUAAGAUUUAGUCCAGACUGCAUGAGCAAAGUACUCGGCUGCAUGGUGCAAGUAUUUGAGAAACACCAGCGCUAUAAGCUAAGUGAAGGUGGCGAGAACAUAGAAUCAUGUGUAGUCAGUUUAGCUGAAGAUGCGAGAUUGGAGUGUGAUAAGGCCUUGUGGGCAUGCCAUGAUGAUCCAUCCAUUCUACAAGGAAUACUACCAUGGUGCUCUGUCAGCUUGAUUCCAAAUCUGGAAGCUAUUGAAUUGCAAAUGGAAGUUAAGGGUAUAAUGGUUGAGGAUCAUGUGACCACAGGGCUAGGAUUUUGUUUCGAGCUUCCUCUUGUGAUUCAUCUCCAAUUUAGUAGCAGUGCAUGGUCUGCAAGAGUUUUUUCUCUAGAUAUCUUUAGGUCGGUGCAAGUUUAUGUGAUGCAAAGCCCAAUUCAGUCUCGACAGUUGAGAGAUUCAAUGGAAAAGAUGACAGUUGGAUUGAAUGAAAGAAUGAGAAAUGCCAUUGCUAAAAGUCUCCAGGAUAGGAUGCGCCCAUAUGGACCUCAUGUGUUGGUGCAACUUUCAGUGAAAGAAUUUUUCAAUAAUUGCAAAAUUUCAACUGAUGGGUCGCUAUAUGUAGGGGAACAGAUUUCCGAGUCUCAUAACAUUAUUGUUUCCCUUCUGGUUUCAUUGGGAAAUUGGAUGAAGAAUGUGAAGAACUGGUGUGCGGUUUGUAGGAAGAAGCUUCCACCAUUUUCUCGACUGUGGUACUGCGACGAAGUAUUAUGUUUGUUCAGGUUUGAAGAGUUGGGAAUUGGAACGUCUGUGCUCCAGGAACUGAAAAACUCAGAGUUAAUUGAUUUGGAAAUUACUCUUGCCGCUACUGCAGCAAGAUGUUUAGAUCGUGAUGUUUUUGAGCCAUAUCCGAGUUUUCUUUUGAAGAACAAUGAAAUACGAAAACGUUCUGGAUUCUUCAGUUCAAUUGAAUCAGGGAAAGCUACUGCCAGUGAACCAAGGGACUUUUUGGCUAAUAAGAAUUUGGCUCUUAUAAAGCAGAUAAUAGAUGCAUUUCCCCCACUUUCAGAGAUGCAAGGGUGUUCCAAUGAAAUUGAACUAGUUUUGAAGCUGGGUAUAUCAUGGCUGCAAAAGGAUUGUAAAACUGGUGGUAUCAAUCGGGAUGACUUAUCGGAAGAAGAAUAUGCAGAUCAAUUAUUACUUCCAUACAAAAUUCUCACAUAUGUGCUGUUUACAAAUAGAUCCUCUCUUUAUGUGCUAAAGAACACCAAUAAAUUGAAUGUGAAAGGAUCUCUUUAUGAGUUUGCAGUUUUCUAUAAUUCUGAGAGUGAGGAAAUAUUUAAUCAACGCAGGGCCGCUGAAGGAUCUGUCUUUGCAUUCCAUGGAAGUUAUAUAUGCAAUUGGUACUCUAUCCUUAGGAAUGGCCUAAAAUGCUUGAGUGAGACAGGGUACAUGUCUGCUGGAAAUUUCCUUGGCAAUGGGAUCUACCUUUCUCGUCACAUGGAAAAGGCAUAUACAUAUUGCCGUUCUUACCGUUUCUCUAUACAUGGGGAAUCUAAAGUAUACAGAGUCAUGGCUCUCUGUGAGGUUUUCUCAUGGGAAAAGUAUAGAAAAGCUCAUGACGUCUUGGUGGCUUCUAAUGAGAAUGAUGUUGUCAUACGGUAUUUGAUUGUCUUUAAUGAAGAGCAUGAUAUUUGCAUAUGGGAAACCGAAAAGGUAAUAGCAGGAAACAUGCUUUCAGAUGAAACCGAUUUCGGGGAACAUUAUAAACGGCUGAGAAGCCAAUACGUCAAUGAGGUGAUGAAUAUAGGCUCCAUUUCAGUUGAAAAUCGCUUGGAAUUAUUGCAGAAAAAGGUGUCAAACAAAUAAAACUGCUUAAAACUAUAAAAAAUUCUGAACUGCUAGAAGAUAAACACACUAUAAAUCUAUCAAGCAUGUUUGUGUAUCCAUUGUUGAGGUUGUGCUAUGCACAAUUAUUUUAAUUAAUUUUAUAAAUGGAUUUUAUUUAA